Molecule: messenger RNA, 279 nt
Organism: Clunio marinus
Lineage: Eukaryota; Metazoa; Arthropoda; Insecta; Diptera; Chironomidae
Source: the annotation of a GenBank genome assembly
AUGAAAAUUAUUUUCCAAAGUUUCUUCUUUCUUUUGUUCUUAGUGCUAUUAGUACAAGAGGCAAAUGGUGGAGGAGACGAGUUGAAUGGCGGACAUGCUACCAAUUUAGGAAAAUGUUCUGGAGAAUUGGGUGAUAACUAUUUGUCGGCAGAAACAGUAGGGCCCUAUGAGUGCACUGCAUAUUCGGCUAAAAAUUGCGAUGGUCAAUCUGUUGUUAUACCUAGCACUGGUGUUAAUUUUGAUUUCAAUAUACAAUCAGUAAAAUGUGAAUGUAAAUAA